GCGGCGGCGGCGGCGGCGUCUGGGGCCCUCCCGGCGGGUCCCCGCGCGCCCUGCCCGGCCCCGGCGCGCUGCGGCUGCGGGAGCGGGGUGCAUGGACGCGGCGGCUGCGCUUGAGGAGGCGGCGGCUGCCCCAUGGAGUGUUACUACAUUGUCAUCAGCUCCACGCGUCUCAGCAACGGACACUUUCGCAACAUCAAGGGAGUUUUCCGGGGCCCUCUCAGCAAGAACGGGAACAAAACUCUGGACUACGCUGAGAAGGAGAAUACUAUCGCAAAAGCUCUGGAAGAUCUGAAGGCCAAUUUUUACUGCGAACUCUGUGACAAACAGUAUUAUAAACAUCAGGAAUUUGACAACCACAUUAAUUCAUAUGACCAUGCUCACAAGCAGAGGCUCAAAGAACUGAAACAAAGGGAGUUUGCUCGAAAUGUAGCAUCUAAGUCCAGGAAAGAUGAAAGAAAACAGGAAAAGGCCCUGCAACGCCUGCACAAGCUGGCUGAGCUAAGGAAGGAAACAGCAUGUGCUCCUGGAAGUGGCCCCAUGUUCAAAUCAACAACUGUUACUGUGAGAGAAAACUGUAAUGAAAUUUCUCCAAGUGUUGUUGUGGAUUCAGUAAAUAACCAGCAAGAUUCCAAAUACGCUUUCAUUCAUAGUGAAGAGAAUACGAAAGACGUUGUUGCUGCAGACCCAGAAAACACAAAUAAUUAUACAGAAAAAAAUAACCAAGUCAGGGAUCAGGCCCAGGGAAUUCACAGACACAAAAUUGGCUUUUCUUUUGCAUUUCCAAAGAAAGCAUCCUUGAAGCUGGAGUCCUCAGCUGCAGCAUUCUCCGAAUACAAUGAUGAUGCCUCUGUGGAAAAGGAACUUAGCAGAAAAAGUAGGUUCCUCCCUGGCGCUUGUCACCUUCACCUGUCUUCACCAGCUGAUGUGCUUUUGAGUUCUGAGGAGAAAGCUGAUGCCUUCCUUCCAAUGGAGGCAAUGUGUAUUGACAAAGAAACUGCUCAAACUCCAGAAAUGAGAGAGAUCACGAGUGAAAAAGAUUCACUCCUAUUACCUUCAUUUUGCCAACUUCAGCUCCCUUUAUCUUCGGAUGCAGAUAAUUGCCAAAAGUUAGUCCCAUUAGCAGAUCAAAUACCAUUGGAAGACGUUGUUUUUAUGAAAGAAGACAAACCUGUGAAUUGUAUUAAUUCUGAGUCUUUAGGACACAAAUCCACAACUCUCGAUCUGUCUAAUGAUUGUAUGGCUGUGCAACCUCCCACAGAGGAAAACAUUAAGGAUAAUGAUGUAUCUACAAAUGAGGUUGAAAAUAAAAAUGGUCCUGAGACACUGACCUCUUCAAAUACUAAAGAGGAUAACCCAAAUGUACAUAAAAAAACAGAUUUCCAAAAAAGACAAUGUGAUCCGUUUGUACCUGUACUUAACAAACAUGGAUCGACCAUUCUUCAGUGGCCAUCAGAAAUGCUGGUCUACACAACUACAGAACCAUCAAUUUCCUAUAGCUGUAACCCUCUCUGUUUUGACUUCAAGUCCACUAGACUAAAUAAUAAUAUAUAUAAAAAUAAGAUGCCCUUAAAUCAUCCUGAUUCUGAGGAGAAGGGAGAAGAUGUCUGUAAGACAUCAAUUUCAGAUUACAAGAACCUUUCUAUUGUAGAAGUCACUGAUUGUGAAAUUAGAGGUAGCAGAAAUGAGUGCACCCAAGUCACUCCUCUUUUGGCUGAUGAUAUUCUCUCUACUAGUUGUGAAUCUGGAAAAAACGAGAAUAUGGGUCAGAAAUAUAAAAAUAUUUCCUGUAGGGUAAGGAAAACAGGAAAGUAUCAUUAUACUAAAAAUCCAAUGAAACAUGACAAUCUAGAUAAGAAAUGCAAUAAAAUAAAGUUGAAAGAUAAUCAACACUGGUUCCAUAAAAGCAGAAGAAAGAAAAAGAGAAGAAAAUUAUGUCAACAUCAUCACAGAGGGAAAAUCAGUGAAACAGGGACUCACCACAAAAUGGAAACAGAGAAUAGUUGUAGUGAUACAACUAGGAAAAAUCCACUGGAACCAAUUUCAGAAAAACACAAUUUAGCUGCAGAGCAAUUACUUGAUUCACAUCAGUUACCUGACAAAAGGCCUGUAUCAGCAUCCGUAUACUUAAAUGAAAAUGAAGAAAUGUCUAAAAUAUGGAACAGUGAAUCCAAUGAUGAUGAAUCUAUCAGCUCCAGGAAACACUGCAAAAAGAACACAAUAGUUCCAAAUGGACAAUCGAAUCCAAAAAUAAUACAUCCUGGGAAACAAAAUUUAACAUAUUCCAGAACUUAUUGUUGUUGGAAAGCUAAAAGGUCAAACUAUAGACAGGAUGAGCAAUGUUUGGUUCUUCAAAAUGACAUGAAAGGCACGAGUCCGAAUCAGGCUGUUAAAAGAGGUUACAAUUCUGUCACGAAUGAAUCAGAAAGAGUCUAUCGAAAACGUAGGCAACAUUCAUAUUCUUAUUCCUCAGAUGAAAGUUUAAAUCAACAAAGUUGUUUGCCAGAAGAAUUUCUGAGGCCCCCAAGUUCUUCAGUUACUUCCUGUAAGCCUAAGAAGAAACGGAGGAGAAAAAGAAGCAAAGUCCACACUGGAUUUGAAACUUUGGAAAUCAAAGAAAAUACAGACUUUCUCAUGAAAGAAAAUUCUUCACUAUGUCACCUGGAUGGGGUAGCAAGUGAAGACAUGGAAAAAGAAAUAAAACCACAAGAAGAUGCACAUACUGAAAGGAACUCAGAACAAACGAACCAAGUAACUAACCAACUAGCUUUGCACACUAGCAGUGGCCUUCAUCCUGAAACCAGUGGUGUUGCUGAGCACUCGGUAAUGGAGACCACAACAGGUGGUUUGUCAGAUGUUACUAAGGACCCCACUGCAUCUAUCUAUGUCUCUAGUGCCCCAACAAAAGAAGCAUUCGACAAUACCUUGCUUGGUCACAAAGAAGAAAGUGAGACUGUAAAUAUUAAUGAGAAGCAAAUUCCUUUCAAGGUGCCUAAUAUUGAAAAGAACUUUAGACAGUCGCAGUCUAAGUCAUACCUUUGCCGUUAUGAACUGGCUGAGGCCCUUCCACAAGGAAAGGGGAAUGAGGCAUCCCCUGAGUGGCUUCAUUAUAAUUCAGGAAUCCUUAACACACAACCACCAUUACCAUUCAAAGAAGCACAUGUCAGCGGUCAUACCUUUGUAACAACUGAGCAAAUCUGGACUCCGAUAGCUUUACCAGAACAAGCACUGUUGAUCCCAAUAGAAAACCAUGACAAAUUCAAAAGUCUACCAUGUGAGGUCUACCAGCACAUUAUACAGCCGAACGUGUUGACCAACAAGGUCAAGCUUACCUUUCCUCCAGCUGCCCGCCCACCCCCUGGCGCACCUCUGCAGCCUUUGCCUUUGCAGCAGCCCCUAUGUUCUACCUCCGUAACCACGAUCCAUCACACUGUUUUGCAGCAGCAUGCUGCAGCAGCUGCAGCCGCAGCCGCAGCCGCAGCUGCGGGGACCUUCAAAGUGCUUCAGCCACACCAACAGUUUCUUUCCCAAGUCCCAGCUCUCCCCAGAACAUCAUUACCUCAGAUCUCAGUAGGACCAGUAGGACACAGGCUUUGUCCUGGUACUCAGCCGACUUUUGUUGCUCCUCCUCAGAUGCCAAUCAUCCCAGCUUCUGUUCUUCAUCCGAGCCAUCUGGCCUUCCCACCUCUACCCCAUGCUCUCUUCCCUUCACUGCUUUCCCCACACCCUACUGUCAUUCCUCUGCAACCCCUCUUCUAGUCAUAUCCAUAAAAUAGAAAGAAAACACCCAUGUGAAAACUGUUACUAUAGCAUAAAUGUUCAUAUAAAUGGAUAAUUGGCUGUUCAACUGGUUGAAACAAAAUGGCCAAUGUAUGGCUUCAUUGAUUUGAAAUCAUUUACUGUAAGUGUAAUGAUGCAAAUAAUUUCUUAAGUUUCUGAUAUAUAUAUAAUAUUAAAGUAAAGCACUGAAUAGUUUAAAAAUCAAUACAAUAUAUGCUGUAUAUUAAAAUGAUGUCUUAAGAAUAUGUAUAAUGUACAUAAAAUAUAUUUAUAGUACUGUAAUUUAUGUUGUAAAGUAUGCUCUUUGUUUUUUUUUAAUCUUUGUGUAUUUGCACCAAUUUACUGUUUAGACAAAGCUGAUGCACUAUGUUUUGUACCUUGGUCCUUGAAACUGUAAAUUCAGUGAAAUAUAUCUCUUGCAAUAAAUUUUUGUUAACUAUUUAAGUAAAUCAAACUUCCGUUUCUAGGUGGUUUUCGCAGUUUUAGGAAUGUGUAGUAAUGGUAGGUAUCUUAUAUAUAUUGUUUUUUUUCUGUCCAGUGGCAUUUUGGAACCUCUAAGGCACAACAAUAUCUUUGGAACUCUAUCAAUAUUUAGAUAAUGUUAUCUUUCAGAAAAAGUAUAACAAAGUGUAACAAAGGCUCUACUUGCUUUUCUGUUUAUUCUAAUAUUGUUUAUAUUCAGAGUUUACAUAUUUCUGAUCCUCUUAUUAGACAGUAAGCCAUGGAAGUUCACAUUCACACUCAAGUAAUGUUAAGUGUGGAGAGAUAAUAUCUCAAAAAUAUGCCAAGUAUGUAGUGUUUCUGGAGUAACUCUAAAUUAGUAUUAGUAGACAAAAAAUUGCAAACAGUCACUGUAAGUGCUUACAACAUUUU
This is a messenger RNA of Oryctolagus cuniculus (rabbit), 4650 nucleotides long. It is a transcript of the gene ZNF804A, whose product is annotated as zinc finger protein 804A. Gene Ontology annotation, cellular component: nucleus. The record is from RefSeq and is a predicted model, not a curated record. NCBI's taxonomy places the organism in Eukaryota, Metazoa, Chordata, Mammalia, Lagomorpha, Leporidae.